AGCACAUUUCUCAAGCUCGUCUCCAGAGCACGAGAGCAAUGCACAGCAGAUGCCUUUAUAUUUGCUUUCAUGCCUCGCGCCGUUGACUCAAUAGAGUGAUUUAAUAGACCACAUGAGCACAACAGCAUCAGUUCACUGUCAGCCAUAGAGCUGCAUUUCUAAAGGUUUUACUUGGAAUAUCUUACAAAACACAAGAAGCGCGCGACGCAUCAUCUAGAUGAGCAGCCGCGCGCGCUGUCAGCAAGAGACGAGCGCGAGACACGUCGCUAUCUCAUGGUGCGCGUAAGUUUCAGGGAUUGACUGAUGUUGAAGAGGCUGAAAGCUGCUAGAAAACACAAGAUUCCCUUGAGCGUUGUAUAAGACAAACAUCUCCAGUCAGUGGUCUCCAAAGAAUGGAAAAGAGUCUUCUGCCUGGACCAAACGACAUUGUGAUGGCCACCCCACCGAGUUCAUUUCAGCAGGAGCCCCUCACGCCUCCAAGAUCCUCCCUUAAGCCCAACCAAGUCGGGCAGGUCAUCCUCUACGGGGUGCCUAUUGUCUCACUGGUAAUUGACAAUCAAGAGCGGUUAUGCCUGGCUCAGAUAUCCAACACCCUGUUAAAGAACUACAGCUACAACGAGAUCCACAAUCGUCGAGUGGCUCUGGGCAUCACCUGCGUGCAGUGCACCCCAGUCCAGCUCGAAAUCCUUCGGCGGGCGGGCGCCAUGCCCAUUUCCUCCCGGCGCUGUGGCAUGAUCACCAAACGGGAGGCAGAGCGACUUUGCAAGUCUUUCCUGGGUGAGAAUUCUCCACCCAAACUGCCAGACAACUUUGCGUUCGACGUGAUGCAUGAAUGUGCUUGGGGCUGCCGGGGAAGUUUCAUCCCAGCGCGCUACAACAGCUCCAGGGCUAAAUGCAUCAAGUGCUCCUACUGUAAUAUGUACUUCUCCCCUAACAAAUUUAUCUUCCACUCACACCGCACACCUGAGGCCAAGUACACGCAGCCAGACGCAGCCAACUUCAACUCCUGGCGUCGGCACCUUAAACUGACAGACAAAACACCACAGGAGGACCUGAUGUUUGCCUGGGAGGAUGUAAAAGCCAUGUUCAAUGGAGGAAGUCGCAAGAGGGCACUUCCUUCCUCUAACUGCUCACCCAUGGGUUCUGUCAAGGCCGUAAACUCGGUUCUGCCCCACAUGAUCUCUCCGGAGUUAGCUCAGAAAAGGGGCCGGUAUGAGGACGAUGAUGAUUUGGACACCAACAGCCUCUCGCCUCGAAAAGCCCCCCGCAGUUACCCGGUCAUUCCGGUCCCGAGCAAAGGUUUCGGGAUGUUGCAGAAGUUCCCAACAACGUCACUAUUCCCCAGCCCCUACACCUUCCCUGCAUUCGGGCUGUGCCCGCAAAAGAAGGACGACAGCGAGGCAACCAAUGGACAGAAAAACAGCGGCCUCUCAGGGCUUCUUUGGCCCGGCCGCAAGGACACUUUUUACCCACCCUUCUGCAUGUUCUGGCCCCCGAGGGCAACUGGGGGCAUUCCGGUACCCACUUACCUGCAACCCCAACCCAAUGCUCUUUCCUCCCUCACAGAAAGCCCAUCUCUAAGACAAGCCUUUUUGGAUCUGUCUGAACAGAGCGAUGCCAGUUCAGGCUUGGACACGAACCCCAGGUCCGGGCUGUUCGAGAGCGACUGCCCGCCCGUGACCUCUGACCUGCGACCGGCCCCGGAAGGCUGGUUAAAGCUGCUGGACGCUCCCUCGCUGCAAGCCCGCAAGGCCAGCUACCACUCUGCCUUCCGCCCGGUGGUCAAAGACGCAGAAAGCAUCGCCAAGCUCCACGGCAGCCUGGAGGACUUCGGGCCAGAGAGGCACCUUUCCCCCGGCACCAGCUGCAGCUACCAAAGUGACAGCGGUGAAAGUGAUGAGGAGCAAGAAGUGGAUGUGGAGACAAAACAGGAUGAGGAACAGGAGGAUUUCGCCAGCCGAUCAGCGCAGACGCCCCCGCAGACGUUGCAGCAGCCGUGCGGCCUGCACAUGCGCGGACUGCCAGACAACAGCACUGGUGAUCAGGCCAAAGAACAAGCCUCCUUCCCGAGCAUUCCCGCCGAGACCUCAGCAGAGGACAAACCCAGCCUUCCUGUCAGUCCGCCCACCAUUCUCAAAGUCCCCAGCCCCGUUCACGGCUCGCUGGAGGAAAGCGCCGCGUACAGAAAUGCUCACAAGAGCAGAGACGAUGGGCUGCCGGCCUAUGCAACCAAAAACAAAACAACCAUCUCAGAUGACAGCAAAGAGCAAAGCAGUUUUUUCGUCCCAGAGACAGAAACGUCGUCCGCACCAGAAUACUGGCGAGAGAAUUCAACAGACCAAAGUCAAGACACAAGCUCUCCCGUAUCACUCAAGAAAGACGUUGAGAACAUGGAAAAAGAGGAACUCCAGAAAGUUCUCCUUGAACAGAUAGAUUUACGGAGGAGACUGGAGCAGGAGUUUCACGCUCUGAAAGGCAGCUCUCCAUUUCCAGUUUUCCAUAACUUUCAGGACCAAAUGAAGAGAGAACUGGCUUACAGGGAAGAAAUGGUGCAGCAGUUACAGAUGAUUCCCUAUGCAAACAUCAUUAGAAAAGAAAAGGUCGGGACACAUCUAAGCAAAAGCUAAAUGGUAAAUUCAUCUGAAACUAAAUCAAGCUGCUCUCAACAUCCUUUGACAAGAAGAGGUUAAAUCAUCCCAAUCUCAAGCACAACAAAAGGAACCUCUUCACCGGAUCAAAAUGUUGAACACUGUCAUUGAUAAACCACCUGAACAAAGUCCAUCUCUCCAAUGAAACCAAACGGCAUCAGCGAACUGAUACACAGAACAAUUACAAGCAUCUACCAAUGAUUUGACAUAUUUCCUGUACAGUAACCCCACUUUGAUGAUUUAUGAACUUAAGUUUAUUUAUUACUUAUGCACUGACUCACUUGGUCAGUGGAAAACUGUACAAUUCUAUUAGCUCUAGGUUGUAAAUGUACAUACAGAGGUUGUGGCGGGAACGGGUUGCUCUGUACUGUGGCUGAUGUCUGAGAGAAAGUGUGAAAACCUUUCUUGUUUUGCCUGUUUAAAUACAACAUUGACAUACGUUUAAAAAUCUUAUUAUUAACUGUUCAUGCAAAUGUAUUUAAAUAUGUUCUUGUAGUUUCUCUACUAUUUAUGUGGAUAAUUAAAGUCUAUAAGAUGAAAAAGACUGACAAUUCUUUUUAAAUGUUUUUUUCUUUUUUUACAUUGAGUGGCACUUGAAAACAUAUUUUAUCAAAAGUCACAAACAUGCUCACAAUACGAUUUAACACAAUUUCAAACUAAAGAAAGAAAAUUAGAUAUAUAAAACAUAAUAUUUAUGUAUUUGGCAGACACUUUAAGAAUUUCCAUUUUUUUUAUUUUUUAUGUUUAUCAGUGUGUUUCCUGGGAAUUAAACCUACGUGACUACUGAAUAGGCUACUGUAUAUGUUCUGUCAAAUAUAUUACAUAUAUGAAUCAUUUAAUACUAUAAAAUACUGCUAUAAUAUAUGGAAUACUUUUCCUUGUAGAUCAGCAAACAAAUAAAAGUAGGUUGCUGUACAAAAUAAGAUACAAAUAAAUAUCUACAAUGUAUCGAUUCAGCCAUAGAAAUACAGAGAGCACGUGAUUCAAUUGUUUUGCGUACACGGUACAUAGCCUAGCUACAUUUAGAACAACAUACAUAGUUAAAUUAGUAGCCUCUGUAGUUAGAAUAGUAUGACUGUAUAUUCAAAGGCCCUGUCCCAAAUGGAACACUUCUAUGCACUUUCGGUCUUGUGGACUUACAAUGGCUGCAGCGUGCGCGUGUCCGUUAAGUCCACGAGACCGUAGGGUGUCCCAUUUGUCGAUUUUAGGCUUCAGAAGG
This is a messenger RNA of Ctenopharyngodon idella (grass carp), 3867 nucleotides long. RefSeq names its product SKI family transcriptional corepressor 2 (gene skor2). Gene Ontology annotation, cellular component: transcription regulator complex; nucleus. NCBI's taxonomy places the organism in Eukaryota, Metazoa, Chordata, Actinopteri, Cypriniformes, Xenocyprididae. The record is from RefSeq and is a predicted model, not a curated record. Bases 393 to 2627 code for a protein of 744 amino acids. The transcript has 10 exons. Gene Ontology annotation, biological process: negative regulation of transcription by RNA polymerase II; negative regulation of BMP signaling pathway. Gene Ontology annotation, molecular function: SMAD binding; DNA-binding transcription factor activity, RNA polymerase II-specific; RNA polymerase II cis-regulatory region sequence-specific DNA binding.